Penicillium olsonii is the source of this 2382-nucleotide messenger RNA. The record is from the annotation of a GenBank genome assembly. NCBI's taxonomy places the organism in Eukaryota, Fungi, Ascomycota, Eurotiomycetes, Eurotiales, Aspergillaceae.
AUGACGUUCCGCUAUCUCCCCCAGAGCUAUCAAUCCGACCACAUUACAGGUACAACCCUACUCUGUAGACCUGACUUAUUGGCCCUUGGCUAUGAAGUCGAGUCUUUAUGCCUGCCAUGGCUCCACUCAAUCAUCAUUUCCCCCUCAGACACAGACUAUUUGGAUCAGCUCAUUCCGUCAAUACGAGAUUACAGUGUUGGGAAUCGAACCCCCCAGCUCUUGCAAUCCCUCUCGCGCUUUGCCGGGGACAAGGAAUCCGAGAUAGAAGGUAUCUGCAAUACAAAUCACCAAGAGUUUGUUUCAUCGGUCAAUUCCCUCCUUGGCAUCCGCGAGGGGACAGUGAGCCUCACGGCGGAAAUCUUGGAUCUCAAUCAAUCCAUCCAAACCAGCACCGAGCGCCUUGCCGAACAGAAAAAAGCGCUGGUCCAAUCCCGGGGCCAUCGACAAAACAUCGAUGAGACUUCACGUGCUAUCCAGGACUGCCUGGAGGUAUUGCGAUUAGCCAACCAAGUCCACGAUCUUCUCGCGAAGAAGAAUCACUAUGCAGCUCUACGUGCGCUAGAGGAGCUCCAAAAUGUCCACCUGAAGGGCGUGACGCAGUACAAAAUCGCUGUCAUGAUCCAACGCUCAGUCCCGGCCACACAGCGAGCCAUCGCAGAGGCCGUGAUGUCAGAUCUGAAUACUUGGCUCUACCGCAUCAGAGAAAUGUCUCAGUACCUCGGGGAGAUCGCGCUGUUCCACACGGAUCAGCGAAAGACCAGACAAAAGCAAAGAGCGGAAAAUAUGCCUUAUCUAGAGCAUUUCAGCUUAAAUUCUGCGAUAGAACUAGUCUCCGACGAAGACGAAGAGUACGAUCUCCUUCAUAACGAGGACCUUCAGGUUGACUUCACACCGCUGUUUGAGUGCUUGCAUAUCCACCAAUCGCUGGGCCACAUGGAUAAGUUCCGAAUCGAGUAUGCGACUACGCGCAGAAGGCAAAAAGAACUCUUGCUCCCAUCUUCCAUCACCCUCGUUGACGAAGAUGGCUCUAGCCUUCACAAUCUCUUGGAAGAGAUGGCUGGCUUUGCUAUCGUCGAACGUGCCACAAUGAAACGAGCUCCUGAUCUCAGAUCGUCCGUUGAUAUCGAUGAACUAUGGGAUUCAAUGUGCCAAGGGGCUGUGGUGUUGAUUGCCAAGGCACUUCACGAAGUCGAUAACGCCGAAAGUAUCCUGAAUAUCAAAAACCUCAUUGCGCUUUUUAUGCAGACCAUGAAUACAUGGAGUUUUCCGGUUGGAGUCUUCGACGACUUCUUGUUGAAACUUUUCGAAAAGUACGCGGAGCUGCUCAAGAAAAGGUUCAGUGACGACUUUCAAGAGAUUGUAUCAACGGAUGAUUACAUGCCGAUGCCCAUACAGACACAGGAGGAGCAUGACAAGGUACUCAACGUGAGCUGGUAUAGCCCGGAGAAGCCUCGCGAAGAGCAAGUUUUUCCAUGCAUCCUACCAUUCUCGCGAAUGUACCCGCUGUGUUGUAUUGAUAUCCGAAACUUUCUGAAUCAGUUCUACUUUUUCGCGAACGACGGUUUUGCAAACACAAACGUCAUUGAUGAGACUUUGAAGACUGACUUGGACGACCUUCUCUCCCAAAAGGUCUGUGACACGUUGGUAGAACGACUUUCUUCGCAGUACUUGGGACAAAUUGUUCAGAUUCUUAUCAAUUUGGAGCAUUUCGAGCUGGCUUGUCGUGAGCUCGAGCUCUUGUUGGCGGCUGCUCGAUCACAAAACUCCACUGGUACUUCGAUCGCCCUGAAAGCUACUGAGAAAUUCCGAAGCAACAAGAAAGCUGCGGAAAAGCGUAUCUUUGAAGUUGUCAACUCCAAGAUUGACGAUCUUAUUGAAACGGCUGAGUACGAAUGGAUGUCCCCCACGCCUCCGACAGAGCCCAGCAAUUAUAUGCAAACCUUGACUCGGUUCUUGUCGAAUAUCAUGAACUCCACGCUAUUGGGCCUACCGACGGAAAUCAAAGAACUUAUUUACUUCGACGCUCUUAGCCAUGCUGCUAACAUGAUUCUGGCGCAACCGCUGUCGCCUGAUGUGAAGAAAAUCAACACCAACGGAGUAUCUGCUCUGGCGAAAGAUGUUGAGUAUCUUGCGGAAUUUGUGGAUAGUUUGAAUGUGCCCAUCCUCCGCGAGAAUCUUGACGAGCUGCAGCAAACGGUGCAGUUGAUGCAGGCCGACAGUGCAGACGAGUUCUAUGACAUUUCCACAAGGAACAAGAAAUACGGACGUGUGGAUGCCAUGCAAGGGCCAAUCCUACUCGAAAAACUUACACGCAAUGUCCAAGCUCCUACCAAGACCGACAAGUUUGCCCAACUCUCUUCACGUUUCAAGAAGACUGGAUAA